CGCAAUCGCAUAGCAACUGCAAGAUGCAAAGCGUGCGCGCUACCACUGUGCCAAGUGCCCGGGAUUCAGGUACCGUAGCCUCAGAUGGGCCGUUUUUCUCGUCACCAAGAUACUCUACUCUGUCCCACGCGUACAGUCGGAGGAGAGUUAUCUUGCUAGUCGACAAGACGAUGUGUGUCAAACUGACAUUUCGUAUCACGAAAGCACCGUGACGGGUCACUUGAGCACGAGAAUGCCAUAAGAUCUUUAAGAGGGUCGGGCAGUGUCAGUGAUCAUCGAUCGUCUGGCUGUGUCGUGGACAGGGUGGGUACGAACUCAAUC
Messenger RNA from Phanerochaete carnosa HHB-10118-sp, 321 nucleotides. RefSeq lists its product as uncharacterized. The transcript has a single exon. The record is from RefSeq and is a predicted model, not a curated record. NCBI's taxonomy places the organism in Eukaryota, Fungi, Basidiomycota, Agaricomycetes, Polyporales, Phanerochaetaceae. Bases 24 to 212 code for a protein of 62 amino acids.